Molecule: messenger RNA, 4234 nt
Organism: Diospyros lotus (date-plum)
Lineage: Eukaryota; Viridiplantae; Streptophyta; Magnoliopsida; Ericales; Ebenaceae
Product: PH, RCC1 and FYVE domains-containing protein 1-like
Exons: 8
Coding region: 577-3870 (1097 amino acids)
Molecular function (GO): metal ion binding
Source: RefSeq, a predicted model, not a curated record
UCUCUCGUCAUCUGAUUCUCUCAGUUUCUUUGUGCCUUUUUCUCUUCCCCUCUCUUCUUUGACUCUCUGUUCUUGCAGACGUUUUUCUCUUUCUUUCAUUUUUAUUCAUUUUUUACGUCUCUCUCUCUCUCUUCUUCGCCCUGCGCCUCCGUCGUCUCGUCGCCGGAACUGCCGGACUCCGCCGAGGCCUUCAGCCUCUGAACCGCCGCUCGCCUCUCCAAUCGCCCGCAAAACCGCUCUUCCACUUCACCUACUCCCCCUCAAUUUCCUCCAGUCCUCGCCCCUACGACGCUGCCGACUCUGAUUUCGCGUAGACGCGCUAGGGCUUCGGACUGGCUGGUGCUGUUUUGGUGUUCUUGGCGCAGCAGCGGAUCUGUGAAUUCCAGGCUGGGAAGUGGACGGCCGGUUUUUCGUGUUGAGAGUAUCGUGUGUGAGGUUUCGGUGAGAAUGUGAAGGUUGAUGGUGGCCUGCGGUAGAGAGGCGGAGAGGGGUUUCCGUCGUCGUUGUUGAUGAUGACCGGCGCGCCUCGGAGCAAUCGCAGCGGGUGGUGGCGUCCCGGUGAAUUUCUCACAUGGAAUGGAAGAUCUUGUUAGCUACGGUAAUGCUAACCGUGAUAUCGAGCAGGAUGAAUCAUCUUUGAUCUGGAUUUCUAGUGCUGGUGAAAAAAGCUUGAAGCUAGCUUUAGUUUCGAGAAUCAUUCCUGGACAAAGAACUGCUGUUUUCAGACGAUAUCUUCGCCCUGAAAAGGACUAUUUGUCCUUUUCUCUUAUAUACAACAACGGAAAACGAUCCCUUGAUUUGAUCUGUGAGGACAAGGUUGAGGCAGAGGUGUGGAUUACAGGUCUCAAAGCAUUAAUAUCCUCUGGCCAAGGUGGGCGCUCAAAAAUUGAUGGGUGGAGUGAUGGAGAUCUCUACUUUGAUGAUAACAAAAAGUUAGUGUCAACUAGUAAAAGUGACAGUUCUGUUAGUGCUACACAAGAUAUUAGCUCUCUGGAAGUUUCUGUUAGUCCUGACACAAAUACUUCUCCAAAGGGCUUUUGCCCUGAGAAUUCUGUGUAUUUUGGAAGGUCACAUGUACCUUCGGACCAAGGAAAUAUGCAAGUAAAGGGAUCUGGUUCAGAUGUUUUUCGAGUUAGUGUAUCUAGUGCCCCUAGCACUUCAAGUCAUGGGUCUGCUCCUGAUGAUUGUGAUGCUUUGGGAGAUGUAUACAUAUGGGGCGAGGUUAUAUGUGAUAAUCCUCUCAAGGUUGGGACUGAUACACCUGCUCAUUGUUUUGGCAAAAGAGCAGAUGUACUUCUUCCAAGGCCAUUAGAAUCCAAUGUAGUAUUGGAUGUACAUCAUAUAGCCUGUGGAGUUAAGCAUGCUGCCCUUGUAACCAGGCAUGGUGAAGUGUUCACCUGGGGUGAAGAAUCUGGAGGACGGCUUGGUCAUGGUUUUGGUGAAGAUGUUACUCAACCUCGUUUAGUUGAAUUCUUAUCAUUUUCUGCUGUUGACAUUGUUGCCUGUGGAGAGUUUCAUACCUGUGCUGUUACAAUGGCUGGUGAACUUUAUACAUGGGGUGAUGGUACACACAAUGCUGGGCUUCUUGGUCAUGGUACUGAUGUGAGUCACUGGAUUCCAAAGAGAAUUUCUGGUUCUCUUGAGGGACUUCAAGUUGCCAUGGUAACUUGUGGUCCAUGGCACACAGCCUUGGUAACAUCAACUGGUCAGCUUUUUACAUUUGGAGAUGGAACUUUUGGUGUCUUGGGUCAUGGGGACCGGGAAAAUAUCUCAUAUCCAAGAGAGGUAGAAUCAUUGUCAGGGUUGAGGACAAUUGCUGUGGCAUGUGGGGUAUGGCAUACUGCUGCGGUUGUUGAGGUUAUUGUGACACAGUCUAUUGCAAGUGUUUCAUCUGGUAAAUUAUUUACAUGGGGGGAUGGAGAUAAAAAUCGCCUUGGACAUGGGGACAAGGAACCUCGGCUUAAACCUACAUGCGUGCCGGCACUUAUUGACUACAAUUUUCAUAAAAUUGCUUGUGGACAUAGUUUAACUGUUGGCUUGACCACUUCAGGACAUGUCUUUACAAUGGGAAGCACUGUCUAUGGUCAGCUAGGGAAUCCCCAGUCUGAUGGAAAAGUACCUUGCUUGGUGAAAGAUAAACUUGUAGCAGAGUCCAUAGAAGAGAUUGCAUGUGGUGCAUAUCAUGUGGCAGCGUUAACAACCAGGAAUGAGGUAUAUACGUGGGGAAAAGGAGCUAAUGGAAGGCUUGGCCAUGGAGAUAUUGAAGAUCGGAAAACACCAACUCUGGUUGAAGCUUUGAAGGAUAGGCAUGUCAAAUUUAUUGCUUGUGGCUCAAACUACACUGCAGCUAUAUGUCUUCACAAAUGGGUUUCUGGUGCUGAGCAGUCUCAGUGCUCAACUUGUAGACAGGCUUUUGGAUUUACCCGGAAGAGGCACAACUGCUACAAUUGUGGACUUGUGCAUUGCCAUUCAUGUAGUUCCAGAAAAGCAUUAAGAGCAGCUCUGGCUCCUAAUCCUAAUAAACCAUAUCGGGUAUGUGAUUCCUGUUUCGCCAAACUUAGUAAGGUGGCAGAGGCUGCUGCUAAUAAUAGGAGAAAUGCUAUGCCACGCCUUUCAGGUGAAAACAAGUACAGAUUAGACAAGGCUGAGAUAAGAUUGCCCAGGUCAGCUAUGCCUUCCAAUGUUGAUCUAAUCAAGCAAUUAGACAAUAAAGCAACCAAACAAGGUAGGAAAGCUGAUGCAUUCUCAUUUGGUCGACCCUAUCAAGCACUCCCUUUAUUACAGUUGAAAGAUGCAGUCAUGUCUACGGCUGUUGAUCUUCGUCGACCCGUUCCUAAACCAGUCCUUGCGUCAUCUGCUGUUAGUUCUAGGUCCGUGUCACCAUUUUCUAGGAGACCUAGCCCCCCACGUUCUGCAACACCUGUUCCUACAACAACUGGACUUUCUUUCUCCAAAAGUAUUACUGAUAGUCUGAAGAAAACUAAUGAACUUUUGAAUCAAGAAGUUCGCAGACUUCGUUUGCAGGUCGAGAGCCUGCAAAAUCGGUGCCAACUUCAAGAUUUGGAGCUUAAACAAUCAACUAAGAAAGCUCAGGAAGCUAUCACACUUGCUGCAGACGAGGCUACUAAAUGUAAAGCUGCAAAAGAUGUGAUAAAGUCACUAACAGCACAGCUUAAGGAUAUAUCUGAGAGGCUACCAUCUGGGGCCUAUAAUGCAGAUAACAUAAGGGGAAUUUGCCAAGCAAAUGGGUUGGAGCCAAAUGGUGUUCAACAGCCUGAUGCAAAUGGAGAGCAUUGUUCUGAUUCAAUCAACAGCUCUUGCUUAGUCUCCUCCAUGGGAGCAGCAUUCCCUGCUACAUUAAAUGGAUUGAGCCCUGGUGAAUUUUCUAGGCACUCACUUGCAGAUAGUGAAACAAGCACACAGGAUGGGAACCAGGGGCAUCUGAACUCUAGUAGGAGGGAGGAACAUCCAGAUGUCAGACUUCCAAAUGGUAGUUUAGGAGGUAUUGUCUCGGAGGUGGCUCCAAAUAGCACAGGGUCUGGACUAAUGGGAGAUGAUAAUGCUAGUACGAGAUCUAGCAAUUUAGCAUUGACUGGAAACAUCAAUCAUGUUGAAGCUGAAUGGAUUGAACAGUAUGAGCCUGGUGUAUACAUCACGCUUGUGGCCCUAAAAGAUGGAACUAGAGAUCUAAAACGAGUUCGUUUCAGCCGAAGAAGGUUUGGUGAGCACCAAGCGGAAACGUGGUGGUCAGAGAACCGUGAAAAGGUUUAUGAGAAGUACAAUGUGAGAGGGUCGUCAGAUAAGUCAUCCGUCUCUGGCCGUCCCACUCGUCGAUCCGGUGGAGGCGUUUCACCAUCUUCCCAACUCUAGCGACAGUCUUGAGGGAGAGUUCUCUACUGAACCUCUUAUAUCUGUCAAAUUCUCAAAGGUUCUUUAAAUCUUAAGGUUAUAUAAGAAGUAGACAAAAUCUUGAGAAAGUAAACACCCUCCUCCCUCCUCCUCCCCUUUUUUCAUUUCAUAGUUUAUAUUCUUUUUUUUCAAUUUAAUGUUAAGAGGGUAUUUGCGCCCCUUUCCACUUUUGAUUUUGUGGGGUCGGGUUGAGAAUCUGGACUUCACCUAUCAAUUAUAUGCAUAUACACAUACAUACAUACAUACAUACAUACAUACAUACAUAUUGUAGUAGUUGUACAUAAAACCAUCAAUUUAUCAAAGUCCCAGCAAAGAAUGUUAGUUA